GUAAAUUAAAAGCAUAGUUCUUCAUCAAUCUGAAACGUCUACACGUGUCAUAAUGCUUAAAACAUAUACUGUUGUUUAGAUGUUAUAGAUAAGUUCUGUGUCUAGGCUUGUAUUCCAAGCGCGGGUUAUGAAAUCUUUAAAGAAUGGGUGGUUUCACACUCAGAAAGUCGGGAUGUAUACCACCAAAAUUUAUACGCUUGCCCAGCGGAAAAGUAUUUGACUGCGGUCGCAAAGUGCUGGUACAUAAUAUCUCAGAUUUGCAGUAUGUAUGCUCUCGCUUAAACAUCUCCGAAGAUCAAAAGUUUUUCAUUAUUACUGAAUAUAAUGGUGAAAAAUCUCUCGUUCCUAUUUUCUACCCCCAUCACCUCAAUGACCUUCACAACAGGACUUCAAAACUUUUAAUCGCAUACUAUUUAUGCGAACAGUUUCACCUUAAAUGUAUUCAGCUAGACAAUCCACAGGAUUGUGCUGAUAUUAAGUUGGUCAGUGAUGUCGUCAUUGCAAAUAAGAAUCAGCUAAAUACCAGUGAAGAAGACUCAAAAGCCCUAGAAGAGCUUUUAAAUUCUGAAGAGUUGUUUACACGACUAUUAAGUGUGCUUUUGAGUAUUCCUGAGCUUACUACACAAUGGGUACACGUGAAAGAUCGAAAAGGACAAUUAUAUCAGAUUGGAAUUAAUAGAGAUGGAUUAAUUAUUCAUCAAGAAUUUGUUGAGUCUUUAUCAACACAUUUCAGUUGGCAAGAUUUGGGCAAUGCUACCGCUAAUCGUUCAAUUGUAACACUUCCAAUAUCUAUGAAUGCAGAAAACGCAGAAAAAUUGUUGGAUUUUAUUGAUAUAAAGAGUAGCACUAAAAUGAAAAGUGCAUCAAAUAUGGCUAAUAUAAAAAAUGAUAGAAAUAAUUCACAGUCCAUUGGAAAUGAUAAAAACACUUCACAGCAAUAUAUUCUUAAAUUCCGAUUAUCCGAUGCCAAAAUCGCUCAACGAUUAGCAUUACAAUUAUAUACAAUAUGCAAUAGAGUGAUAAAAGAGUCAAAUAAUAAUAAUAAUACAAGGAUACAAUACAGUGAUGUCGAGGAAGAAGAGGACGAUAAAAACACUACUUCCGGUAUGCUGACACGAUUUAACCGACAAUUUUGUGAUACAUUUAGAUGUUUUUCAAGACCUUUCAAUAUGAAAUCGAAAAUUUCUAAACGUAAACCGUGUUCAACAUUACUAGAUCCUAAUACAACUACACAAAAUGUCAAUAAUAAUAUAAACAAUAAUAAUAUUGAGGCAUCUAUAACUGUUCAGCCAUCUAUAUCUGAUCCUACGCUGCUAACUGAUAAUAAUGUAUUACCAAUAUCGACUACUAGCAUACCUACCACCAGUGUUACUUUUGUUACAAGUAGUAUUAGUAGCAAUAGUGAUUGUGUAACAGUGAAAUCCUCAGUCCACGAUAAUGUUGAUGAUAAAAAUCUUAAAAACUGGUCAUAUUCUCCUAUGUAUUCAUCCAUUCAAUUGAAUGCACCUACAAUGAUUUCAACUAAUCAAUCACCUAUCACAGUGACUACUCAUACAACAUUUACAUCAAAUUCUAAAUUGAACCAAUCGAAUAUUAUCACGACGAAUUAUGAAAAAGUACCAGUAGUUGUGGAACCAAUUGAAGUAGCUGCCGGUGAAGCACCAGCAGAAUUAAACGAACGUGAUAAACAAGUUUUACAUUCAUUACUAAUGAAUAAAUCUCCAACGAUUGUUUCCUCUGUACCUGUUAAUAAUUUCUCGUACACCGUCACUAACACUUCAAUGAUGACAACGACAACACCCAUAAAAUCUGUUUCAAAUGAAUCAUCCUCACCUGUGUUAUCGUCAUUCAAUAAUUUGUCAUCUGUUGCUAUGAUUAAAUCAAAUUCAACAUUUCGUACGGAAUCGUCAAACAUCAGCCCCACCAUAAAUACUACGAUAACAACAUCAGGGACAACAAAAACUAUCUCUAAUCAAUCUUUUGCACAUAAAACAAAUAGGUCAACUAUCAAUGAAGAUAAUUUAUCAAAACAAUAUACAAAUGAAUAUAACUUUUCAUCAUCGGCUAUUCCAACAAAUGUUAAUCUUGCUACAUUUUCACAUUCAUCAUCGUCAAUGCAUACUGAAAUAUCAGGACAGAAGAAUUUUAUCCCAUCAUCCAAUAAUUCUAAUGUUACUAAUACACAUUUUGUAAAAUCGAAAUGGGAUACAACCGUUGUAGAAAAACCGAUUUCUCAUGACGAGAGUCUGAAUCUUCAAGCUACUUCAGAGCAUGUUAGUUGUGUCACUGGAUCAUCUAUGAAAUUUGUUACAGCACAUUCAGUCAGUGUGGUUACUACUAAAAGCAACGGUGCUUCAACAGUCGACGAUCAUAAUGUCAAGUCUGCAGUUAAUCAUGCCUCAAGUUUAUACGCUCCACAACCAUAUGCAACUAUUAAUUCCGAUACGAAUAAUAAUAUUUCAAAUGAUACGAAGCCAACUUUAAACGGUUUUAAAUCUGUAAUGGAAGAUGAUUCUCGUAAGAUUAUGAGUUCUACUUCUAUAUCUUCACCUUCAACUAUAUCAACUUCAGAUUCAUUUCAAUCGCGUAUUAAACCACCUUCAUUUACUGUAAAAACAUCAGAUUUAAACAAAAUAAGCACUACAAAAGUAACUUCUACCGUUAAAGUUGAUGAAUCUUUCAAUUCCAACCAUGUAAUACAGAAUAAUAAUAACACAGUGUCUAAUUCAUUUCAUACACCAGAAAGUAUUAAGAGUCAUAAUAAAAUAGAUUCUCCAGAAAAAAACAAUGCAUCGAGUACACCUCCCAUCUCAUGUUCUGCGUCAGUAACUGGAAUUCGUCCUCCAAGUGGUAUUAAAGUUCCAUCUAUUACUCCAGAUAAAAUGAAGCCUAGAAUUACUACUAAUGGACAUACCAUUCCUAGUGCCACCGACACAUCAUUUACGUCUACACAUGAUGAUAUGACAUAUAACAAAAAACAAAUUCCCACAAGCGUUGAACCAACCUCUGAAUUGAUAAAAAGACAAGAAUCAAUUACAGAGGAUAGUUUAGAACAUCCUAGUAGUUUACCUAGACCUCUAGGAAUUUCACCUUCAUCUCACGGUAAAGUUCAAUCUAAACUUCGACCUUUAUCAGGAAAUUCACCAAUCGCUAAUUCUGGUAUACCUGCGCCGUCUAUAAUGCCGCCUUCUGUUAGCGGACAAUCUCAUAUGCCUGUACCGAUGAAUAAUACUUCUAUUCCUCUGCCUAGUGGAAUAAAACCACCAUCUCGUUCACCAAAGUCUGCAUUAGCUAAGUGAUAACAAUAUUGAGUUAUUAUUAUCUGACAUAUAAUGUUCAAUGGUCCAGAAAAUAAUCAAGAAAUAAAUAGUCUAUUAAACAAAAUCGCUUACAAGAUACAUUUCAAUUUGUUUUCCCCCCCCUCUUAUUUAAUUAUUAUUCUUCCCUUUGAACAACUCUCAUUCAACAAAAUUUCAGUAUUAUUUAUUUAUUCCUUAAUUAUUCUGUGUUUAUUUUUAAUCCUUCCAUUUUCUAAUAAUGAUAAUAUUUACCAAAUAAUUUUUCUAAUGGUAUACAGAUUGUGUGGUUUUUUUUGUUUCUUUAACUGUCUGUUGUUCUAUUCUUUCGUUUUCGUAAGUUUGAUUGUUCUCCUCUCUCUGUUUUCUUCUUUAACUUAAUCAUUUUAUGAAAAUCUAAUAUUCAUUUAAGGUUUAAAUCAACUUGAAAUUACUUGACGGUGGCCACAUCCACUUAUAUAUUGAAUGUGCACUAAUGAAAUUAUUUUCAGUGAAAAUGGUGGAUUAUUCAUAUAUCAACAUGAAACAGAGAGAAUGACUUCCUAGUUGAACAGUGAAGUUAUUUCAUAUUAUGUCUAUGAGAAAUUAUUUUACAAAUUAUGACCAUUAUAGGAGUACUAUUGCACAUUUCGAGUACUUCUCAGAAUUAAAACAUUGAUUUAAACUUUUUUUUUCGGUUCACUUUGUCUUGUGGAUGAAAAUAUUUUCAUUAAACCUUAUUACUUAUACGUAUAUACAGAUUUAUAAGUGUUUACGUUUUUUUUGUUUGUGCGGCGCAUGUGCUUUCUUUCAUUAUGCAGCGGUUGUAUAGACUUUUUUUUCAUUUUGAGAUGAUGUCAGUCUUCUCUAAAGAGGUGUGUUUGCUCUGGAUUUCUUUUUUUGCAAAAAAAAUCAGACAAACCAUUGAUCACUGGAUGAACUUUUUUUGUUCUAACUAAUCAACUUAUCAAGUUCUACUACUUCUUCUCUGAAACGUAUAAGAUUAUUUUAUGCCUUUGAAUUUAAUACCUAUUUUAGAUGUUUAAUUUUAGAAAGAAAAUAAACUUGAUCAGUAUUUUGUUUUGUUUGUUUCACAAUAACAAACUUGAAAACUUUUUCGACGGUACCUUUUUUUAUUUGUCAUCGAAAUCCAUUUCAAAUGGCUUUUUUUUCUUGCAGCUUCCUUUGUCAGUGUCAUCUGAUCAUUACUGACCACACUUCAAUUUUGGACUAUGUUGCCUUUUUUUCCUGACAUGCAUUCACCAGCGAUUGUAUUCUUUUCUACUUAUUUAAGAGAGCUUAUAGGAAUUCAAAUUGUAAACAGAUUUAACAAAAAAUAUAGGAUGAUUUUGUUCUCAUUCUAUCAGUAAUUCAUUUCUCUGAUGAGUCCACAAAUUGUGCACUAUGAAUAAAAACAUAUUCAUUGAAGUUGGUUUAUUGUCCAAAUAUAUCUAAUAUAUGAAUUAAAUGAUAAUAUAUUAAACAUACUUUUUUUACUUAUUCAUAAUCUUUAACGAAAUUCUGUAUGUGUUUAACUCUUUCCAUUCAUAUCUGACUGUAGCUAUUACAGAAAGGUUAGAUAAUAGUGCAACAGAAACUACAGAACUGAGAUCAAUAUGUUCAAAUGUUUGAUUCUUGUUAGCUAAAAAAUGUAGCCUGUUCGAUUGACUAUUAUUAAUUGACAUACAUGUAAUUAUGCGAAUAUCUGAAGAUUCACUCCCAUAAAGCUAUCCACGUUUUCAGCUGUGAUGUAACCUCUGAUGAGAACUUGUUUCUUCACAAAAAUAUUUGCCUGUGACCUUAUGGCGAUAUCGAGACAAUUCAUACUGCAUGCAUGUAUGCUAGAAGAGAUUAAAUUCCUGUCUUAAACAUCAAAAGGAGGAUUCAAACAAUCAACAGACAUGAAUUGAACUUCACCCGAAUGAAUAAGCUAGUGGCUAUCUAAACUAAUAAGCUAAGUUGAUAACGUAAUGGCGUUUGAUGCGAACAUCACUGGAUCUGAGUCCCGGUGAAAACAAAAACUCUGGGAUCCAGGUAGAACCAGCUAAUGGAUCUAAAAUAGGACAAAACAUGCGUCUGAGAUUCCACUGCUAGCGAUCAUCUAAAUUCACUUAUAAAAUAAGUGUAGUUGAUAAAGAUUUUACAUCUUUGUUAAUCUAAGAGAGUUGAUUUCUCAGAUAAAUGUCCAGUGGAUUAAACUAAACCUGGAAAAUUUGAAGGUCCCAUAUUGCUUUUCUGUAAAUUUCAUUCGGCCUCAAUGGAAUCAAAUAUAUGUCAUUGUAUUAUGUAUCACAUUUUUACAAUUUAGUUAUGAAAGAAAUGAAAUACUAUGAUGAACUAGUGUACACUUCAAAUUCUACACAUCUUUUUUUCACUAUUUAAAAGUUAAUAAUCAGCGUCAACUGG
Molecule: messenger RNA, 5681 nt
Organism: Schistosoma rodhaini
Lineage: Eukaryota; Metazoa; Platyhelminthes; Trematoda; Strigeidida; Schistosomatidae
Source: the annotation of a GenBank genome assembly